This is a messenger RNA of Didymodactylos carnosus, 1998 nucleotides long. Lineage: Eukaryota; Metazoa; Rotifera; Eurotatoria; Philodinida; Philodinidae. The record is from the annotation of a GenBank genome assembly.
AUGAUCGAAGAAAAGAUUCUGUUUGAACGAGGCAACGUUUAUAUCCAUGAACGUCCUGUUACUGAUUCCAAAGGCACAGCUCUAGAUGAAAUUGGAGGUACCAUCUUUUUAGUUGAGAAUGAAAGAGGAAAAAUUCUACGUUUCAUUCCAUUGGGACUUGAAAAUACGAAUUAUGCGGUGACGGAUGAAUGGGCAAUGGUAAAUGGACAUUCAGUUAUUAGCUAUAAUAAAAAUGGCAAUUCAGAUUCUGAAUCAUUAUCGUUCAAUAAUAGUCCAUUGUUGAAAUAUCGCUUUCAAUUUCGUUUACACGAUUUGAGAAAUAUUAGACGUCAUCAUACGUUACAUGGAAUUGCUCACAUGAUAUUUAUCUUGAAAGAUGGCACAACUUUACCUGCUUUUUAUUUUCAUCUUGGUGGUUCUAAAAAUUUACUUCAACAGAUUGCCCAAUAUCUUCGACUAGAAAAAUCAAUCCAAGAUAGUCGUCUUUAUAUUAUUAAAGAUGCUCUACCAUCAGAACCAAAAGAAAAUGUACAAGCUGCCAGUACAUUUGACCAACUACAUCUGUUUGAUAACGGAAAUGAUUCAAUGAGUAGAUUUAAAUUUGGUCAUGAUUCAAGACGUACAACUAUGGAACGUUUUUCAAAAGUAACUCAUUUUCUACGUGAUGCAUUCCUUGGACAAAAUGAUAUUACAUCCACAGGCGAUAAUGAGGACGGUGGCAUUACACCAGAUUUCAAUUCAUUACUUGAAUCAUUCAAUGGAUCGUGUGAUUUACGUGAAUCAAACAAUGAUGGUUUUGAAGUUAUUUAUAAGGUGGAUUUCAAAAAACUACCAGAUGUCACUCGUUGUGCUCCUAUUACAAUUAAAGAAUGGCAAGCAUUGUUUGAUAAAAAUGGAAAAAUUAUGGAUCCUGAUUCGGUUAAGGUACGAAUAUUUCGUGGUGGACUUGAGAAUUCAUUGAGAAAAGAUGGUUGGAAGUUUUUGUUAAAUUAUUAUCCAUGGGAUUCGACUGAAAAAUCUCGAAUUGAUAUAACAAAACAAAAACAAAAUGAAUAUUUUUCAAUGAAAUUACAAUGGCGAUCAAUGACUGAACAACAAAAACAGCGAAAUAAUUUAUUUCGUGAUCGUGAAAGUCUAAUAGAAAAGGAUGUCAUGCGUACUGAUCGUACAUUGGAAUAUUUUCAAGGAGAAGGAAAUAUACAUCUAGAACUUUUACACGAUAUUUUAAUGACUUAUAACAUGUAUAACUUUGAUUUGGGAUAUGUUCAGGGUAUGAAUGAUUUACUUUCACCUGUAUUAAUUGUAAUGGACAAUGAAGUUGAUGCAUUUUGGUGUUUUGUCGGUUUAAUGGAUCGAAUGGGUGAUAAUUUUCAUAUGGAUCAAAGUCAUAUCAAACGUCAAUUGUCAAAUCUUCAUACAUUAUUGCAAUUUAUUGAUGCUGAAUUAGCAAAUUAUUUAGCUGAAAAUAAUUCAAGCAAUAUGUACUUUUUCUUUCGAUGGAUGUUAAUUUGUUUUAAACGAGAAUUUUCAUUUCAAGAUGUACUGUUGUUAUGGGAGGUUAUAUGGACAAAUUAUCCAUGUAAAAAUUUCGAUUUACUUGUCUGUCUUGCUAUUUUAAUAUCUCAGAAAACUGUUAUUAUGGAAUCACAAUUCGGAUGCAAUGAAAUAUUAAAGCAUAUCAACGAUUUAUCAUUUAAAGUACAAUUAGAACCAUUACUACGGCAAGCUGAAGGCCUAUAUAUACUAUUGAAAAAACAUGAAGAAUCAACUCCUGGUCUACCGCCCGUAAUCUCCUCGAUUAUGUUUCCAAAUAUGAAAAAGAAAAAAAUACGAAAUUUUAACGAUGAUGAUGAUGAUGAAUCAGAUGCUACGUCCACAAUCUCGUCAACAUCGUCAAGAACACAUUCACCAUCAUAUGGACCUGUUCGUGUAAGACAUCAUACAGAUUCACAUACAAUCAAUGAAAAUGAUAGUGCUGUUGUUACUCAUACAAGUUAA